Ailuropoda melanoleuca (giant panda) is the source of this 6912-nucleotide messenger RNA. It is a transcript of the gene KCNIP1, whose product is annotated as potassium voltage-gated channel interacting protein 1. The transcript has 11 exons. Gene Ontology annotation, cellular component: voltage-gated potassium channel complex. Gene Ontology annotation, molecular function: potassium channel regulator activity; transmembrane transporter binding; calcium ion binding. Bases 5429 to 6106 code for a protein of 225 amino acids. Gene Ontology annotation, biological process: regulation of potassium ion transmembrane transport. NCBI's taxonomy places the organism in Eukaryota, Metazoa, Chordata, Mammalia, Carnivora, Ursidae. The record is from RefSeq and is a predicted model, not a curated record.
AACCCAGGAGGAGGCAAGAGCUGGGAACUCCAGCAAGGGUAUUGGACGGCACCUCCCAGGGCCCCCUGAACCGGCCUUAUAAAGUGCUUCCCUUCCCAACCCGAGUGGGAGCAGAUCGCCCUCUCUCUCUCACAGGGUCAAAGGAGGUGCUGAGAAGGAGAGAUGGUUCUGACCUGGAGGGAAAUUCCCACAUCUGUACAGUGGCUUGGAAAGAUCUCGGUCCCUUUGCUCAUCUCUCUCAAGGGGCAAGGAUGCCCUUGCUGCCCAGUGCCAAGACUGCGUGAUGGCCCUGCUCUACCAGCCCAGCACUGUCGCAAAGUUUCCUCCGCGCCAAGGCUCAGAGCUCACAGGGCUUCCACUUAGAUAACUUGAAACCCAAGAAAUGUGAGAGCCUGCUCCCUGGGCCUUGGCUUAAUUGAGAUUUGAUUGUGCUCACCCUGGCAGAGAGCAGAGCAUCCUGGCUCCCUUCUCCCACCUCUCUGCCCCCCUCCCCGUGCAGUUCAAGCUACAGGAAAUGCUCUUUAGCCAAAUUGUGGCCUUUCUCCGGAGGUGGCAAGCUGCAAGCCAGAUUAGCUCCUGAGUCCUCAGCUGGUCUAGGUGUCGGGAAGAUCCCGAUGCUGCUGCUUUGAGCAUCGGUGCUGUGGAUUGUGCCAAGAGAAGCCUGGGAAUAUACGGGGGACUGAAGCCUCUCACCUGGGCUUUCCCUCCAUCCCUUAUAUGGGGAGGCUGAGAGGAGGGUGGGAAACCUCUCUCGAACCCCCCAUCAACAUCCUCGCCCCCGUGAAGAUCCUGCCUGGCCACCGCCUCCUGCAAAGGUGACCACACCCUUGUACAAGCUUUCCUCUUUCAGCAAAGUGGUGUUCCGGUGUUGUUCAUUAGGCGGACCCCAAAACUGAAAAGAACAGGAAUCCAGUGGCAGUGCUUGGCGCCAAGGAAAUAUGCUGUUUCUCUGGAAGACGACAGAAGCCCCAGAUGCACUUGGCAUGCAAAGCUAAAUGAGCAGAGCAGCCAGUUCCGUUCUCUGGAAGAAAGAGGAUGCACAAUGCGGUUUUUCAGUUCCUGGGGCUUCAGGAGCUCCGAAACUCCCUUCCUCCCUGUCCUUGCUGCGCCACCGUCAGUCGUGGAAAAAACUCAGCCUCCUCCUCCUAUUGCAUCAAGGUUCCUGUGGCCUCAGUUUACAAGUCAGUGAAAUGGAAAACCUAAUUUUAAACUCUUUACCUACGGUGUGAGAGAGAUAGGGGUGACUCUCGUGGGCCUUCCUGCAACCCUCCUUCCCCCCUCCAUUGCCCUCUCUCUUUCUCCCCUGCCUUUGCUUGUUCUUUCUCUUUUCCUCCCAGCCUCUGGGUCCUCUGGCCUCUCUCCUCUCUGCCCCCUCCAGGCAGGAAGACCAGAAUCUGCCUUUUUCUGGUUAAAAAGUCCUACUUUGCAGAAGCAGAGCCUGUUUAUGAGCCUGCCCUUCCCAGCUGGGAUGAUGUUUAUUUACACUUAGGAACAUGAGGAAAGAGGCUUAGCUGUGAGUUUCUGGGGCCAGGGAAAAUUACAGCGAUAUAUAAAAGGGUUUGCCCUCACCAAGGUGCUGAGCUGGCACUGGGCUCAGGAGGCUGCGGGGCUUGAGGAGGGCAGUGUCAGAAAGGAGGAGGUCCGACACUCCUUCUGACUUCAGGGACUAACUCCCUCGAUGUUCGCAAGCCAAGAAACAGGGAGAGAAGCAAAGAGGGAAAGAGAGGCAGAGUGAGACACAGAGACAGACAGACCAAAAAUCCAAAGGGUGAAGGAAAGGAAAAAGUGAGAUGGUUCUUAAAUAUUUUUAACAACCAGUAAGAUUUGAAGAGAGCAGAAAGGGUUUAAGAGGGAUUUGUCCUUAUUUACUACUAAAUAAAAAAAACCCAUUGCGGUUAACAGGCAAUCCAGGAAGUUUCCAUAAGACCCAGAUCCCCAGGGCCUUUGUUCCUGUCCUACAGGACAACUUAUAGGUAUAAGGCAUUUUCUAGGGUGCAGGGUGGCUGAGAAGCACAGUAUACCAGACACAGAAGCUUGUCCUAGCAUCGCAGGUCAUGAAUUGACCUGUCUGAGGUGCUUCAUGUCCCCUUGUCCCCCGCAUAUCCCUGUCCUACUGUUGUCCCCAAGCUGGAGAUGAGGUCAUGGUGCAGGGGCAGUUGGGUCAGGAUCAAACAGCCCCCAGUUGGAACCCUGGGUCAGCAGCUUAUGAACUGUGUGUCUGAACCAAAUCACCUAAUCUCUCAGAGACUUGGUUUUCCCAUCUGGAAAAUGGGGAUGUGAAUAUCUCACAAAGUUGUUAUCAGAAUUGUUAACAGCAUUAAUGUACUAUUAGCAAGGAAACAGGUCUUGGUUUCCGUCGGCGACCACUGUGCACUCAGCACUGCGCUGAGUCCGGGCUUUACAUUCAUGAUCCCAGUCGGUCUGCACAUCAUCCACCAGGUGAGGAUUACAAAACACCCUCACUCGUUACAUGACAUGCAGAAAGGCAAAGCCAAAAGCCCCUGUGGACAGGGUGCCUCCAAAACCCCUCCCCGUUAGCAGCCAACACGUCAUCAGUGACCAAGAAAUGUGAGCUUCCUCUCCUCGCCCUGCCUGUCACCUUUCUGGUUUUCUCUUUGGACAGGCCCAUUGCCUGCAACCAGAGCCCAGCCCUGCACAGCUUCAGGGCCCCGGAGAAGCAGCUCGGCCCUGGAGGGGGUGGGGAGGCCCCAGGUCUGAGUCUAGUGGCCGGAAGCUGGCUAAGUCACCUUGAGCAAAGCCAUUUCAUCUCUCUGCAGCCUCGGAGUCCUCAUCUCUAAAAUGGAGAUGGAGGCGAUGGGAUGGGUUUAAAGGACCCAGGGUAGGGAGGUGGUCCAGCAAGAAACCACAGCUCACCAGACAGGCACAUUCCCCUUCCUCUGUCUCAGCCCAUCCAGGAGCCUGGCUUUGACCCCUGGACCCUAGGGGCCCAAGGGAGAAGUCCAGCCCAGGCCUGGCUCCGGCGGCACCCAAACUUUGGCGGGGGAAGAAGAGGGACCGCACACCUGGAAUAUACUCAAAUCUGGGGUUUAGAGCCCCAAUCUGUUGGAAAAGCAGUGAAAUUUCAGGACAGAUGAACAGGCUAAGGGUCAGAUGCACGGGGCUUCAAGUCUCUGUUCUGACCCUCAGUAGCUAUGUGACCUUGGGCAAGUCAUCACCCCUCUGAGCCUUAGAUUCCUCGUCUGUAACAUGGGAAUAAACCAGUGGUACCUCCAAGGGUGGCUAUAAAAAGGCUUGGGACCACCCGGCCCAGCCUCCGGCACACAGCAAAUGCUCCCCCGCACCGCCGCUACUGCUCCUGUGCAUCUGCAGAGAGCCCAGGGGGGCUGUGCGCCCUGGCUUCCUGCCCCCACCUGACAUGGGGCCUCGCCCUGCCACCGCUGCCCACAACCAAGUGCAAGGGCUGCUUACAAGGUGCACGAAACGGCGUCUGAAAAAUGAAGGCUCUGUGCUGCUCGUGGAUUUUCUAUUUAAAUUUCCUGAUUCCCUAAUUAUAAUCUCAGCAAGAAAGAAGACCGCGGACCAGCGGGGGUUGUCGAGGAGAAAUUACUUGGCAAUUUUCUUUCGUCCAAUGGAAGCAAAGGGAGGUGGAAGAGCACGAUGAAGGGCGGAGCUCAGAAUCCCUACCCUGUCCCUUUAUCUGGGCUUAAUGUGCUCUGCCCAUUGGAGGCGACUCAGCACUUCCCUUGGAGGGUAGGCCAUGGGAAUGGUGCUUGGGGGGUGGCGGGGGGAAUUACCCAUAGACUUAUAUCUCUUUGGCAUUCCUCUCUUUCUUGAAAAGUCAAAGCAGGCCGGCUCAUCCCUUCCCUCCUGAGUACAUACUCAUUUCAUAGAUCUUUUUUUUCUUUUUGAAUUUCCAAAAGUAGAAAGAACACUUGCUCAGAAAUACCCAAGGAGCUUGUCGAAAAAUCAGACCCCAGAGUCUACAACGAUCAGCCUCUGCCGGCCGGGGGUGGGCACUGGCUUCUACGCUUGACCCGCACGCCGUAACUGAUCCUCGAAUUCUUGGGCAACUCAAGUCAUCAGCUCUCGGGUUUCUAAGGUCGUAGGCUUUACAAGUGUCAGAUGCAGAAAAGGAUGGCAGGAGACUUGCUGUGUCCUCCGCACAAAACGACCCCAAACAGUACAUUGUCAUUUGCAGAAUAGCAGAUCCAGGACUCUAAGCAAGCUAUUUGUAAGCAUAAGAGCAAAGCUGUGGAGUCGGAUUCAUGGGGCUUAAAAACCUGCUUCCACCGCCACCUCCCAACAGAACAGCUUUGGCCACAUGGAGCACCUCUCCGGGCCCCAGUCUCCGUGACAGUAAAAGUAAGAUAAUAACAUACCCGUCCUCCUGGAGGAUAGCAUGACAUUGUGUGCUCACACAAGCCCAUGUCUGCACACGAACGCACACAAAUGCAUCCCCAGUACCUCGCAGGGUGCCCGGCACAUAGGAACUGCUAGGAGCUGCUGUUUAUUGCUGGAGGCUUACUACCAACCGGACACAUACUCAUUCAAUCCUCAUUACCACCUCUCUGGUUUACUUCCCAGAGUAUUGUACUGUAAUCAAAUUGAAUUCUCCUCUGGCACUUGUGAGGAAUACUUUCUUCAUCAAGGAAAGCACGAAUCGCACCCCUACCCCGAUGAGAACGCAGACUUUUGGCUGACUUUGAGUCCGGGCACUUGGAGCUGGAGGCGGUCGGAGGCAUCGACCUUCCCAGUCACGGAGGCAGGAUGCCCCUGCUGCUGGUGCUGGGGCGGGGAGGGCGGGGGGCGCACAGGCCGGCUCCCCCGGAGCUCCCACUCAGCCCCACUUCUGCUGCCUGCAAACUUCCCACUGAGUGCCGAGCAGCGGCUUUCGGCUCUGCGGGGAGUUCUCCCACAUCCCGAUCAGGGCAGGGAGAAUUGAUCUAUCAGAUUAACCAGGAAGGAAAGAGCGGGAGAGCGAGCCCCAGGCUGCUGAGCGGAGUGUUUUUGCGUAGCAGUCCCUCCCUUCUGACUCGAGUAUUAAUUGCUACAUUACCACUGCCAUGUAAGAAAGACAGUCAGCAAAGCCUGGGAGAACGCCAGCUCCUCCCUCCCUGCUCUGCUCAGCCUCACUCCUCCUCGGGUCCCUCGGAGCGCCCUGUGCCCUGGCAGGACGUCCCCGUCCCAGCCCUGGUGUCCUGAGGUCCUCCCGUGGUGAGGACUUGAGUGGACAGCAGGAGGGGUGGAGGGAGGGAGGGAGGGAGGAAGGGAGCAAACAUCGUGCCCUGCAGGCUUUCUGGAUGCAGAAGCCGGACUCACUGCAGAGGCAGCUGUGCUGUUCCUGGAGCUUCUGGGGUACAUCCGCCUCUCGGGGUUUGCCUAGGCGGGCUCCAAGUGCCAGGGCCACGCAAGGUGGGUGCUUUCCCUUCUGGGCGCUGACAGCAGAGCCUACCUUCCCUCUACCACCAUGAGCGGCUGCUCCAAAAGAUGCAAGCUUGGGUUCGUGAAAUUUGCCCAGACCGUCUUUAAGCUCAUCACUGGGACCCUCAGCAAAGAUAAGAUUGAAGAUGAGUUGGAGAUGACCAUGGUUUGCCAUCGGCCUGAGGGACUGGAGCAGCUUGAGGCCCAGACCAACUUCACCAAGAGGGAGCUGCAAGUCCUUUAUCGAGGCUUCAAAAAUGAGUGCCCCAGUGGUGUGGUCAAUGAAGAAACAUUCAAACAGAUCUACGCUCAGUUUUUCCCUCAUGGAGAUGCCAGCAUGUAUGCCCAUUACCUCUUCCACGCCUUCGACACCACCCAGACAGGCUCUGUGAAGUUCGAGGACUUUGUAACUGCUCUGUCGAUUUUACUGAGAGGAACCGUCCAUGAGAAGCUAAGGUGGACAUUUAAUUUGUAUGACAUCAAUAAAGAUGGAUACAUAAACAAGGAGGAGAUGAUGGACAUUGUCAAAGCCAUCUAUGACAUGAUGGGGAAAUACACAUAUCCCGUGCUCAAGGAAGACACUCCAAGGCAGCAUGUGGACGUCUUCUUCCAGAAAAUGGACAAAAAUAAAGAUGGCAUCGUGACUUUAGACGAAUUCCUUGAAUCCUGUCAGGAGGACGACAACAUCAUGAGGUCUCUCCAGCUUUUCCAAAAUGUCAUGUAACUGUGGACAUAGCCAUCCGGCUCUCAGAGACGUUGUACUGAACAAUAAGCUCUUAACACCUGGAUGUGCCCUUGUUCUGAUUUUGCACACCGACUCUGGGGCAGAAACACCUUUUACACUUUGGAAGAAUUCUCCGCUGGAGACUUUCUUUGGAACCCAGCAUCACAUGGCUUAGUCUCUGAUUGCCAACUCUUCCUUCUCCGUCUUCUUGCGAGAGAGAAGAUGAAAUUGGGUUUGUUUUGGAAGCAUGCUCAUCUCUUCACGCUGCUGCCCUGUGGAAGGUCCCUCUGCUUGAGCUUAAACAGUAGUGCACACUUUUCUGCUUGCGUGUCCCAGCCCACUGCCUCCAAGUCCAGCAGACCUUGGCGUAUCCGGAAGCAAGAUGACCUGAGCCAAAUGCACACCAUCCUCUGAUGGCCUCCCAAACCAAUGUGCCUGUUUCCCUUCUUUUGGUGGGAAAAAUGAGCAUUAUACAGAACAAUAUGCAUCCGUAUAUGACUAGAUUGGGAGAGCCAGAACCUAACAUACGUAGGAUAGAACUGAAUUCUUAAGCAUGGCAUUGUCUGGUGACCCAAACUGCCCACAUCCUUUGUCUCCAGAAGCAAGAACCAAUAAUUCUUUCUCACACUGGCAUCUGUGCUGGUAGAGCGAGUCCCUUGAUGUGCCCAGGAAGAGAGCCAAUGCCCAGUGGUCCAUGCCCUCACUCCGUCUCCUGCUAGAGCCCAGCACUGCAUGCCCCUCCCAGAAAGCCCAGAAUGCCUGCAAAUUGUAAUUUUAUACCAUGUUCUAAUCAAUAAACAGAACUA